UCCUCCUCCUCCUCCUUCCCUCUCUCCAGACACCAGCGCGGGCCGGAGGACGAUGAGAGGCUGAUUGUUUGCUCCGGCUCCCUAUUCGCAUCCCCUCGCCUAUAAAUACCGGCGAGAAGAAAAGCCGUUCCCGCCGCCUUCCUCGGGCCGUGUUUCCUUCCUAACGGCCUGACCUGCCCGAUGGCACCGCCCGGGUGCUGCCGCGCUUGAGACCCCUUCUGGCUGCCUAACCGUUCCAGAGGCGCAGUACGUUCCCCCCGGCUUCCCCACACUCCCCGCCUCUCCUCCCUCCGCCCAGUCCCGACCAGGAAGGCGCCCCUUUCUCUCUGCUCGCCACCCCGAUUUCGCCCGUUUCUCCCAUCCGCCGGUACCCAGGAAAGAGGAGAAGAUGCAUUUCGCGCCGCCAGGGCUCUUGCUCGCCCAGCUCCAUGCUUGCAUCUACUGGAGCUGCCUGUGGCCCGCCGGUUGCCAGCAGCCGCCGCCGCGCCGGGACCCCCCGCCGCCCCCCGCCGCCUGGAGGCAGCGGAUUCAGUGGGAGAACAAUGGGCAGGUGUACAGCCUGCUCAGCCUCGGCUCCCAGUACCAGCCCCCCCGGCGCAGGCAGGCGGCCGAGGCUGUGGGCAGCCCCAUCCUGCUGCUGCGGAACAACGGCACGCUGCCGCGGAGAGCCGCCGCUCGAGCAGCCGCGGAGACCCAGCCCGCCGCCGGCAGCCGAGGCAGCUCCGGCUCCCGGCGCUGGUUCCAAGCGGGCUACCAGUCUCCCUCCGGGGGCCGCGCCUCCCCCGUGCCGCUGAGCCAGAGCUCCGCUAUCCCCGCGGCCACGGGGGUGGCCGGGAGCGGAUCGUCUGGGGCGUCGAGACCCGGCACCUCCACCAGCCCCGGCGGCGGCACCGGGACCGACGGCAGCCGGAGCAGCACUGGGGCCGGCGACCUGCCUCCCCUCAGCAGCUUCAGAUCCGGGCGGGAAGAUGUCAUGGUAGGAGACGACCCCUACAACCCUUACAAGUACACGGACGAUAACCCCUACUACAACUACUACGACACCUACGAGCGGCCCCGGCAGGGCAGCAGGUACCGACCCGGCUAUGGCACCGGCUACUUCCAGUAUGGUCUCCCUGACUUAGUCCCGGAUCCCUAUUACAUCCAGGCGUCCACAUAUGUCCAGAGGAUGUCCAUGUAUAACUUGAGAUGUGCUGCCGAGGAGAACUGCCUGGCAAGCUCAGCUUAUCGAGCAGAUGUUAGAGACUAUGACAAUCGGGUGCUCUUGAGAUUCCCCCAAAGAGUGAAGAAUCAAGGCACGUCAGAUUUUCUGCCCAGCAGACCCCGUUACUCAUGGGAGUGGCACAGCUGUCACCAACAUUAUCACAGCAUGGAUGAAUUCAGCCACUAUGACUUGCUGGAUGCAAGCUCACACAGAAAAGUUGCUGAAGGACACAAAGCAAGUUUCUGUCUUGAAGAUACCUCCUGUGAUUAUGGGUAUUAUAGACGGUAUGCAUGUACAGCACAUACACAGGGACUGAGCCCUGGCUGCUAUGACACUUACAAUGCUGAUAUAGAUUGCCAGUGGAUUGAUAUUACAGAUGUAAAACCUGGAAAUUACAUUCUGAAGGUCAGCGUAAAUCCCAGCUAUUUGGUACCUGAAUCCGAUUACUCCAACAAUAUUGUACGCUGCGAUAUACGCUACACAGGCCACCAUGCAUAUGCCUCUGGCUGCACAAUUUCACCAUACUGAGAAAGACGCAAAAAAAUGGAUGAGACGAUGACAAAUGUUUUGAACUGAAGUAUCGUUAUAUAAACUUAAAUAGGAUGCAAACACUAUACAAGCAAAACUACAGAACAUACACACAUACACCCACACACCUUAUGUGAUUUUGAAGCACUUCAGCUGCUUCUCAACCAAAGCUGCAACUGGAUUUUAUGCAUUUUAAUUGGCAUUACUUUUAUUACUAUUGAAAUGUGUGGAACUGGUGAUUCAUGCACAGAUACUUUAUAUUUUGAAAAUCUAACUCAUUCAUAAAAACAUGAGCAUUCCUUAACUCCUGAAAAUUUGGAGUUUACAUGAUAAUAGACUGCAGUGGGAACAUUAUUGAUGAAUGAGUUGAACAUUUUAAAACAUAGUGAAAAUUUAUGUAAAAUGAAUUAAAUGCAAUAGAAAGUACUAAUGUCACCUAUCUAAGAAAAUACCAGAAUGAAAAAAAAAAAAAGCUUAGGAGUAAUGCUACAGUACCAUUAAAAUGAAUUUGCUAGGACAUGAUUUGAAUGAGAAAAGUCUGUUCGGUUUUCAAGGAAUAUUAACAUAUAGCAAAGAAAUACAUAUAAAUAUAUAUAUAUCAGUUAUACCCCUGCAAGAAAAGUUAUGUUUACAUUUUUAAUACAUUAGAAGUGUUUCUCUAAGUAAAAAACAGAUGGGGUUUUGAAAGAAAUCUUUCAUCUGUGGAAAUAAAUUAAAGAACUUACUUAGCCACCUUUCUAUGUUCGAGAUUUUUCAAGGUGGGGCUUUUAAAAGAAUUCUGCAAACUUAAUGUGGAUACAAAUAAGUACCUGUCAAGACAAGGGCUCUUGGAGAUGAAGAGUCCCUGAUAUAGUUAUCUGUGAAAAACAUCCAACUUGAACAGGUUAACCAUCAAAAUAAUAUAAGCAACUAACUCAGGUGGCACCACCAACAGAAGUAGGUCAGAAUAUCUAAGUUUUUGUUGUGAAAAAGCCUACUACCUGCUUCCCCCUUAAGUACUGUAUUUGACUUUAAAAAUGUCAGUAUUCAAACACAGGUUGAAACUAUACUAUAUAUAGAGGGAGAAUAAAAGUCAAUGUAUUUAACAUCCUACUUUAGGCUGUUCAGGAACCAAAUAAACAUUGUAGGGGGAAAAAUUUCCAGCCCAAAUUAAAAGUUUUUGCUGAACUGCUUAACUGGUGCUGGGCACACCACUCAUCCUCCCAUCCCCAAAUUAUUUUGCUUUUGCAGUGCACCCUGCUGUAAGCUACAGUAGCUGUGAUUUUGUUUUUAAACUGUGAAAUUUAAACAUAUCACAAGGGGAUCUGGUGGGUUGUUUUUUUUUUUUUUCAGAAGACUUCUGGUCAUGUAAAAGGAAGGAUCUACUUUUGAAACAAAGGGACCUAGAAAUACUGAUUGGCAUUGGUUAAGUGUAAUCAGCAGUUCAAAACACCUAAUGAAAUAUGGAAAUCUAAUUACGUUUUAAAAAAACCCUGAAAAAUGUGUGUGCUAUUUGGCAUGGUGAAAAAAUAAAGUCUGAGAGUAUGGAGAGGUUUUAUUGUCACUGUUGAGAAUAGCUGAGGCAGUAUUUGUAAGUAUUAUACACAAUAGAACCCUAUGGAUUUGAUAGUUUUAUGAACUAUUGCAAUACUUUUAAGAUCAACUUGUUCUUUAUUACAUAUUUAAGCUUAUUUCAUGAUUAUAAAGUAUUUUCACCUUUAUCAUAAUAACUUGGUUAAAAAUUUGCACAACUAGUAUGCAUACUUAAAAAUAAUCUAAGAAACAGCAACCCAGUGAUCACUACCCAGCACUGGGAGUGGGUGCAGAAUUAAUGUAAUUUAUACCUGCAAGUCUCUUUUUGCAUGCGGAGAGAUCCAUUUCCACCAGUAUGGGCAACAAAGAGAAGCAAGAUUUGGAAACGGAUUUAUCAGAAAGCCAUUUAUUACAAUAUGUCUGCAAAAAUAAGAGUCUGUUUAAAGUCUAGGCUUCUGAAAUCUCAGCCCAGAUUUUUUAAGAUUAAAGGGGUUAAGGGAUGCAAAUGCAUUCACCUUUCUAAAGACUUGGGUCAAAAUUGGGGUGAAAGUUUUGACAGCAGCUUGGGCAAUGGACACAAAAGCUACUGUAAUGGAAGCUAGGCUGUGGGCACCAGCUACUUCCUGGUAAAAGGUUGUUUGCUGGUACCUCAUUGUGCCUGAUAAUGUGCUGAAUGUGGGAUAAGACCGCAUUAACUGGACACAGAGCAGCCAGAGAAAUUGAGUUUAUCCCUUGACUCAGGAGGCAGUAACCUGCUCACAUGUCUAUACCCAAACUACUUGCAGAACUCCACUUGAAUUCAGCAAGGAGCCAGAGGACCUUGAGCAUCGGUGCAGGCGGAGGAGAUUGUAAUAGUGGACUUGGUCCUUUCAGUGGGAAUGGCCUGGUUCAGAAAGGUGUUGAACGCCAUGACUUUGAAUACUGGGGAUAUUGGAGCUACAAAAAUGUAGCUUUUUUUUUUUUUUUUUCCAUAGCAAAAUAUUGUAUUUCUAUUGAAAUGUGUGUUAAGCAACAUGACAUAAGUGAUGUACAAUAGCAUAAAAAUUGACCAAGAUAUCAUGAACAGUCUAUUCAGAAAAAGGAGGGAUUUUAGGAUUAAAAAAAAUGAAGGAAUGUGAUUUUAACUUCCCCUUUUAACUACAGUAAAUCACAAUGCUGUACAAGAGUUUAUUAUAUAACAUGUAGAAAGCAGUUCUAAACUGGGGAGUGCCAACCAGUAUUUUCAGUGUGUUGAUUCUGCAGUUUUGACCUAGCUACCUAAUUUACUUUUUUUUCAUACUGGAAUAUAUUUGUGGGAUUAUGUUUUGUGCAGUUUUGUUGAAAAACAUUUAUAAAUGCUGUUUUGAUAAAAAAACCUUAUUUUAUGAAGCAAAUUAUAUUUUGAAUCCUUUUUACCAGACAGUGGGCUUAUUCCAAUCAUCUUCGAGAGGCUUUUUGCCUUUCAUCUCAGUGGGAGUAAAAUCAGAUUUAAAUUUUUGUGAGAAUUCUAGUAUAAAUUUUCUGUCUUGCAGUCUCAACUUUAAUUUUUAAAGCCAAAUAAUAAAAAUGUGUGUGAAACAAUUACCUCCCACGUUUCAGAUCUUUAGAUAAAAAUUGCACAUAAGGAACUUAUUGUAUGUCAGGAUCAUUAAAGGAGGGGCUUGUUACAUAUUUUUUUUUAAUCCUGAAAUACAUUUGAUAUAUGCAUAUUUUUAGACAAAGUGUAACAAAAUGACAGAUUGGUCGCCAAUGGAACCAACAUAUUGUGUAGAUGUUUUUGUGUUAGUAAAAGUCUACUCAUUUUCUCUCUGCUCCAAAGUUUGCUAUGCAGUGUCGAAUGACUGCAAACACCAAAGGUACCUUCCUACAGUCACUUGUGCAUUGUUUGCAGUGCACUCAUUCAAAACCAGCAGGGUGAAUUUCAUAAAGGAGACAUUGAAAGGUAGUUUAUCCUGUGUCUCAUGCUCAUGCCAAUAAGGCAUUUUAAUUUUCUCCAAAUCCUAAGAGGUGCUGAAAGAUUUUAACUUGAAUUAAAACCAAAGAGUAUGCUAUUGGGAGGUUUUUAUUAUACAACUAAGUGCUACAGAUACAGUGAAAUGCCACUUGUUUUUUCAACUUCUUGGGAGGUUUUCCAUUACUUCCUUCACUUUUCUUCCAAGAGUCUUAAUUUCAGUAACUUUGCAUCUUUAUUUGAAGAGCUUUAAUUUAUAAUAUUCAGGCACUAGCUUUGUAUUCUUCAUUGCACUUUCAUAUUCUUGUGUUACAUGCCCGUAUUAUGGUUGCAAGUUUAUGUGAAAAUGACUUGAAUAAAUUGUUUCAAGCGUUCUA
Molecule: messenger RNA, 5551 nt
Organism: Pezoporus occidentalis (night parrot)
Lineage: Eukaryota; Metazoa; Chordata; Aves; Psittaciformes; Psittacidae
Gene: LOX
Product: lysyl oxidase
Exons: 7
Coding region: 389-1732 (447 amino acids)
Biological process (GO): peptidyl-lysine oxidation; collagen fibril organization
Molecular function (GO): copper ion binding; protein-lysine 6-oxidase activity
Source: RefSeq, a predicted model, not a curated record